Molecule: messenger RNA, 3419 nt
Organism: Ylistrum balloti
Lineage: Eukaryota; Metazoa; Mollusca; Bivalvia; Pectinida; Pectinidae
Product: thymidylate kinase-like
Exons: 5
Coding region: 65-895 (276 amino acids)
Biological process (GO): dTDP biosynthetic process; dUDP biosynthetic process; dTTP biosynthetic process
Cellular component (GO): nucleus; cytoplasm; mitochondrion
Molecular function (GO): dTMP kinase activity; ATP binding
Source: RefSeq, a predicted model, not a curated record
UAGGCAGACUCAAUAUGCCGUUGGAAUGAUGUCAUUAUUAUCAUCGACAUAUUAAUGGCAAAAUAUGAUGCUGAUGAACAAGUGUUUGUGUACCAUGGCGUUACUUCACUGCCGUCUGCCAAUGACAGUUGCUGUUAUGCAAAUUACUAGAGGUUAUAUCGAAACCGGAAGAAGAUCUCAGUUAAACAAUUUUGGCGGGACCUGUGCCAGGCGUACUCUCUUCCCAAACACUAUCGAAAGACACCGUAAAAUGAAACGAGGUGCUCUGAUCGUCUUUGAAGGGGGAGACCACAGUGGGAAAACAACGCAAUGCACCAAACUCAUUCAGGCGUUAACCUCUAAAGGAAAAAAUGUAAAGCUGUUAAAGUACCCAGACAGAACUUCUACCAUUGGCCAGAUGAUAAACAACUACCUUGGCAAGAAAUGUGAAAUAGAAGACCAUUCCAUCCAUCUUUUGUUCUCAGCCAACAGAUGGGAAAAAGAACCAAUCAUGAUGGAACUUUUGAAUUCUGGAACUACAUUGAUUGUGGAUAGGUAUGCAUUCUCAGGUGUUGCCUUCACAGCUGCCAAGCCAGGGUUUGAUUUAGAGUGGUGUAAGCAGUCAGAUAUGGGAUUACCAAGGCCAGAUCUGGUGUUGUUCCUAACACUAGAUACUGAAGCAGCUGCGAAAAGGGGCACAUUUGGAGGCGAGCGUUAUGAACAAACAGAUUUUCAAAAUAAAGUUAUGGGCAAUUUUAAGAAACUGAAGGACCCCACAUGGAAGGAAAUUGAUGCUGAUCAGAGCAUUGAGGAUCUGCACAGACAAAUCUUGAACCUGGUAACACAAACAAUGUUAGCAGUGGAGGAGAAACCGAUAAAGAAACUAUGGAUGCCAGAAAAUGACAAAAUGGAAUAAAAACUGGAAAUCAUUGGAAAGAGUGAUCUUUACAUAAAUUGUCACUUCUCAUACAAUCCUAAAUGGAGAAAUGGACAGGAGGGGGACGGGACACAGAACCAUCACUGUAAUUCUCCACAUUUUUGGUAUAUAACUUUUGUUUAUUCUACAUACAUAUUAUCUGUGAUUUUUUAUGCUAAGAGCAUUUUCAAUGCUGUUCAGCGUGUUGCUAUCGCCCCUGGCCCCGAGUAUCAGUACUUCGUUUUCAUUGGUUCACAAAUCGAAAGUUUACUCCUACUCCAUCUGCCGGACAUUACCGUAAUCAUUGGAUUAUCGCCCCUAAAAGUUGCUGAUGCUAGUCAUUAAAUGAAACAACCUUAUCGACAUUUUCUUCAUUACUUGUUAGAAAAUGAUUUUGUUAGUGUUGAUUCUGUUUGUGAUAUUGCCCUUGAUUUGAGAAGACUAUGUAUACUUGGAUGAGGUUUACAUGUGGAAAUCCAAAUCAUCACUGAUAAUUGUGCCAACAAUCCUGACAUUCAUCUUCCGUGAUGGUCCUUGAUACCCUUUUCCCUUUAUAGUUCAUUGGUUGAAAGUCACAUGCGUAAGCACUGCUAGCGAAACCUUGUCAUUCCCGGUUGAUUGUAGUAAAAUAUUUUUGGGGACAUUUUUUGCCUUUAUUUUGACCGUUGGCGACCACCCACCAAUACAUUGCUUUAUGCUAUCAAACUUGGUUCCCUUGGCUUUACAUUUAAUCCAAAUUAAUCGAUGACACAUUUGCCUAAUUAACUAAUUAAAAACUAUGAAUGUUGAUUGUCACAAAACAUUAAAAAUAACUAAUUUUUUUAAACAAAAAGGAAAGUUUGAACCAUGAACCAAAUACCAAAACACUAAAACAGUAAGUAUGUAUUUUAACACAUUAUUGAUUUUUUAAGCAUUUUGUGUGAAAAAACGUCAAUUUUUUAUGAACAAAAAUGUCAUUUUGAAUAUCUUCCAUAUUCAGUCCAUUCAAAAUUGUUUACCAUGUAGAUAGCUUUAUCUCUUACCCUCACGCCACCCAAAGAUCGAAACAUCACCAUUUUUGCUUCUUUUUUUUUAUGUUGAUUAUUGACUUUGAUGUGUAUCACCCCAAUGACUUGUUGAACAAUAGUGGAUAUAGGAGACUACCCUGUUACACUCAAAACCUUAAUGUAUUUCCACUAUCAUGCAUACAAGUAAUGCUAACAUGUCAUUGAAUGACCAUAUCUGUCAAUUAUAAUAAGGAUAUUAAUUACUAUAUAUUAUAUGACCGAUAGUUACCUAAGUGCUUAUUUGUAAACAUAUGACUUCAGAGACUAUCAAUAGUACAUACCAGCUGUUGUAUUUGGCAGUUUUGAAAUCAGUUGCAUUUCCAACUCACAUGUAAAGAGGGGAUGUAUAGCUAUCAAUGAAAGUGUGCAAGUGUCUGACAGUCUGUAGACAUAUGUUAAGUGUCUGACGGUCUGUAGACAUAUGUUAAGUGUCUGACAGUCUGUAGACAUAUGUGAAAGUGUCUGGGUCUGUAGACAUGUGGAAAUGUCUGCAGUCUUUAGACAUAUGGAAGUGUCUGACAGUCUGUAGACAUGUGGAAGUGUCUGACAGUCUGUAGACAUGUGUAUAAGUGUCUGACAGUCUGUAGACGUGUAUAAGUUUCUGACAGUCUGUAGACGUGUUAAGUGUCUGACGGUCUGUAGACAUAUGUUAUAUGUUAAGUGUCUGACGGUCUGUAGACAUAUGUUAAGUGUCUGACAGUCUGUAGACAUAUGUGAAAGUGUCUGGGUCUGUAGACAUGUGGAAGUGUCUGCAGUCUGUAGACAUAUGGCAGUGUCUGACAGUCUGUAGACAUGUGGAAGUGUCUGACAGUCUGUAGACAUGUGUAUAAGUGUCUGACAGUCUGUAGACGUGUAUAAGUUUCUGACAGUCUGUAGACAUGUGUUAAGUGUCUGACGGUCUGUAGACAUAUGUUAUAUGUUAAGUGUCUGACAGUCUGUAGACAUAUGCUAAGUGUCUAACAGUCUGUAGACAUGUUAAGUUAAGUGUUAAGAGUGAGAUCAUGUGUUGGGUCAAAAAGUCAACAGCGAAGGCCACUACUAAGGUUACUAAUUAAAGAUAGAAUUAUAGUAUCAUAUUUUGGCUUCCAGAUGAUAACUUGUGAUAGGGUUGACCAAUAGUUUUGUAACUUGUUUAAUUAUGGGGCUGCUGCACCACCCCGUCUGGAUUUUGACUUCUCUUUAGAUCACUUUGAUUUACUCCAGUUGCCUCUUUGGCUUCAAAAUUCAGUCCCAUAGCAUCAUCGACAUGUUCUAGAAUGACAAAACAGCUGUAUGAUGAAGUUUAAUUCAUUGCUUGGUUGUACUGUAUCCUCAUGUGUAUACAAUCUUUAAAAGGUUUUUAAGCAAAAUAUGAGCCCUAAGGUUAUGAUCUGUUAUUAAUUCUUACAACAGAUGAUUUUGUUGUUUUAUAGGCACAUAUGUACGCAUUUUUUGUAUAUUUUGUUUUUAAUAUAAAAAUAAAAUGAAUAUUUAAAUUU